Messenger RNA from Saccostrea cuccullata (small rock oyster), 1237 nucleotides. RefSeq names its product neuronal acetylcholine receptor subunit alpha-3-like. NCBI's taxonomy places the organism in Eukaryota, Metazoa, Mollusca, Bivalvia, Ostreida, Ostreidae. Gene Ontology annotation, cellular component: synapse; neuron projection; plasma membrane. Gene Ontology annotation, biological process: regulation of membrane potential; monoatomic ion transmembrane transport; signal transduction. The transcript has a single exon. The record is from RefSeq and is a predicted model, not a curated record. The coding region runs from base 2 to 1237 and encodes 411 amino acids. Gene Ontology annotation, molecular function: excitatory extracellular ligand-gated monoatomic ion channel activity; transmitter-gated monoatomic ion channel activity involved in regulation of postsynaptic membrane potential; transmembrane signaling receptor activity.
CAUGUUGAGAUACUUUCUCUUUUCGAUAUUUUUUGGAUACUCAUUUGCACAAACUGGAACAAAUAUGAAUAAUCUUUAUACGUACUUAUUCUCCACAUUAAACUACAACAAAGCAAUCCGACCUGCCCUUGACCAUACCGUUCCCACACAGGUAAGCAUAGAUCUGACAUUGAACGGACUUCACUUCAUCGACGAGGCGAAGCAGCAGAUGGUCUCGGUAGGAACUCUGACAAUAAGAUGGAAAGAUGAGUUUUUAACUUGGAAUCCGUCUUUAUAUGGAGGGGCAAACUUUAUAGAUGUUCCACAGGGGAAUGUUUGGAAACCGAAUAUACAGCUUCGGAAUGGAUUUACCGAUUUUGUUGAGUUAGGUGGAAGUUUCAUGUUUCUUAGAAUCUUUUACACAGGGGAUGUGAUUUGGUCUCCUUACAAAGUGUUUGAUACUAAAUGUAAAAUAGACGUAACUUUUUUUCCCUUUGAUCAACAGACGUGCUCUAUUGAAUUGAUGUCCUGGAACAGUGACUUGUCGACUGAAAAUAUCACAAAUGGUGCCUAUGGAUUAAGAAUUGAUGACGAAUUGAACCACGGACAUUGGCUGGUUUCCUCUCAUUAUUUCAGUACAUUUAUUGACGAUACAAACUCCCUUAUAUCUUUUAGCAUAACACUGGACAGAAAACCAAAAAUCUACGUUCUUAAUAUAAUCCUUCCCUUUGCUUUACUGGCAAUUCUGAACCUUGCUACAUUUAUUUUACCAAAUGGUUGUGGGGAAAAGGUGUCUUACUCAAUUACCGUUUUACUUGCCCUAUCAAUAUUCUUAACAAUUGUUGCAAGCAUGCUUCCAGCUAAUUCCGAUUCUACAUCGUAUUUAGAAGUGUAUAUCGUUACAAUUGUUACAAAAGGAGUAUUUAUUCUCAUUGCAACAGCGACGUCACUAAGAAUUCACAAUAGAGCAGACGAUAUAGAAAUACCUGGAUGGAUACAAAAUUUGACCCGGCUCUCAUGGAGGCUAAAGUGUCAAUGCAAGAAAAGUAUAAACUCUAAUGUAAAUAAUUAUAAAACUAAAGUUGAAAAUAUUGACAAGAAACUAGAAGACAGAGAUUUGUCAAAAGGUGAGCAUGAAGUAAAACCUGUCCGCUGGAAAGACGUGACGUCAGCGCUUGACUUCUAUUUGUUCUGGAUUUGCUUAAUUGUAAUGCUGAUACUGACAUUUAUUUUUUUAGGUUUGUUUUCAUCAAAGUAA